Molecule: messenger RNA, 1733 nt
Organism: Cinclus cinclus
Lineage: Eukaryota; Metazoa; Chordata; Aves; Passeriformes; Cinclidae
Gene: GSKIP
Product: GSK3B interacting protein
Exons: 3
Coding region: 129-548 (139 amino acids)
Biological process (GO): regulation of canonical Wnt signaling pathway
Cellular component (GO): cytoplasm
Molecular function (GO): protein kinase A binding; kinase regulator activity
Source: RefSeq, a predicted model, not a curated record
CGCCGGGGCCGCCUCUCCGGGGAGCGGCCCGGCAAGCGGCGGGGCGGGCGCCGUCCGCUGAGCUGAGCUGAGCUGAGCGGGGCGGGGCGGCGGGCGCGUCCUGAGCCGUGCGGAGCCGUGCGGAGUGAAUGGAGACUGAUUGCAAUCCUAUGGAGUUGUCCAAUAAUACAGGAUUUGAAGAGGAUUCUGAUUAUAGAGACUUCGAAGGAACAGAUGUGAAAGAUAUGAGACUAGAAGCUGAAGCUGUUGUAAAUGAUGUUUUGUUUGCCGUCAGCAACAUGUUUGUGUCAAAAACCCUUCCCUGUGCAGAGGAUGUGGCAUAUAUCAAUGUGGAAACCAGGGAAAGGAACAGAUACUGUCUGGAGCUCACCGAAGCAGGACUCAGGGUAGUAGCUUAUGAUUUUGAUCAGACUGAUGACAGACUGCAAACACCAUAUCAUGAGACUGUCUACUCCUUGUUGGACUCUCUCAGCCCUGCGUAUCGAGAGGUGUUUGGAAAUGCAUUACUACAAAGACUAGAAGCUUUGAAGAAGGAAAGUCAGUCAUGAUUUACCCAGAUAUGAGGAAGAUUUAGUGCCAGAAGGAAUUCUUGGUAUGAAGCACUGAGAUCUUCCUACAAACUUCUUAAGUUUCAUUUCUUGCAUUAAAGUCUACUUCAUGCUAGUACAUUAUAUAAUAUUUUGCUACCAUGGAUUUGCAUAUAUCACACUGUUAUUAAAAGCUGCUUUCAUAAAUGGCAGAAAAAAUUCUUAAUUUUACUUUUUAUUGUAAAUGAGCAUGUAAGUUGCUCCAUGGAGUGUUCAAAAACCUUGGUCUCUUUUCCAAGUCUAAUUAUUCAAAACUAAAAAGAAAUAGAGACUGAAUGUUAUAGACAUAAGUAGUAAUUCUUCGUGUGCUUUCUGAUACUGCUGAUAAUUUUCAUGCCUUCUUUUUAAAAUAGAAGGUAACUACUUGCUCUACCCAGUUAAUGAAAAAAUAACUGGAAAACUUGUGCAAAGAAUUCCUGCUGAUUUGCUAUGCAUAAAUCUGAAAGUUGUCAGCUUUGUAGCUAGAAAGAUGAUUCUUCAACAGUUGAGUGUUGCUUAUAUAGUGGCAGUAUCUGACUUAAAAGUAAAGCUCAGCAUUAAUUGAUCUGUCCUUGUCUAUGGCAACCAGCAAGCUCCAAAUAAUAAACGAGAUGAACUGCUUAUAAUAUGAAUGUAUUAUCUGAACCACAAAUGAUUAAGCACAGAAUUAAUGGGCUACACAUUUCCUAAAAAUGAAGUUAUCUAUGCUGUAAAUAUGUACGCUAUACUACAACAGUUUGAGAGGCUUGGAAGGACUGUUUACUAUUUUGAAUGUGUGUUUACAUGAUGUACAGGAUCAAGAGUAUUUUUGCUUCAGCCUUUACUUUCUAUAAUACAGUACUUUGGUACUCCCAAUUUUCACGUUUUCUCCCUUAAUUGUACAGUGUCCUCUCCUAAUGAAUACUAAAGUAAGCUCUGAUGUUAAUUGCAUUGUAUUGGUUUGAAACCAAAGGCUGUAUGAAAUUUGCUAAGACUAAUACAACCUGGAAGAUAUAACUUGUAUUUUCUACUUAAAAACUGGUACAACUGUCUUUAUAAACCUAUUGUUCUGAUAUAACUUUUCAAGUAUGUACUGAAUGGUAGACUUUUUAAAAAUUAGAGUUGGGUAGAAAUGCUUGUACAGUUGAACUGAUGUUCUGUGACAUUCAUACUUUUUGUAUUCUUCUA